Messenger RNA from Thunnus maccoyii (southern bluefin tuna), 3498 nucleotides. It is a transcript of the gene camk2d1, whose product is annotated as calcium/calmodulin-dependent protein kinase (CaM kinase) II delta 1. The record is from RefSeq and is a predicted model, not a curated record. Gene Ontology annotation, molecular function: calmodulin binding; calcium/calmodulin-dependent protein kinase activity; ATP binding. Gene Ontology annotation, biological process: protein phosphorylation. Gene Ontology annotation, cellular component: cytoplasm; neuron projection. The transcript has 20 exons. The coding region runs from base 277 to 1815 and encodes 512 amino acids. Lineage: Eukaryota; Metazoa; Chordata; Actinopteri; Scombriformes; Scombridae.
CUCGCUCUUGACAGCGCUCAACUAAUCCAAAUGUCUGUGUAGAGACAAACAGAGCAGACAGCAGAGGACCCGGGUCUGCAGGAGCAGCCAGGAGGAGGAACACCGAGCCUUCAGCGCAUCCAGGAGUCACUGACAGGUCUUUCCUCACUUUGCUUUUGUUUCCUUCCCUGAAAGGCGACAGCGGCACUUUUGGAAACACGGGGGAAGAUCUGAGGAGAAUAUUAAAGCGACUGAGGCUUUCAGUUUCCAGAGUCGGUCUCCUCUGCUCACCUUAACAUGGCUUCAACAACCUGUACCAGGUUCACCGAUGAGUACCAGCUGUACGAGGAGCUGGGAAAGGGUGCUUUCUCCGUGGUGAGGAGGUGCAUGAAGAUAUCCACAGGGCAGGAAUAUGCCGCCAAAAUAAUCAAUACCAAGAAGCUGUCUGCCAGGGAUCACCAGAAGCUGGAGCGAGAGGCCAGGAUCUGCCGCCUGCUCAAGCAUCCCAACAUUGUGCGGCUCCAUGACAGCAUAUCAGAGGAAGGAUUCCACUAUCUGGUCUUUGAUUUAGUAACCGGUGGUGAGUUGUUUGAGGACAUUGUUGCCAGGGAGUACUACAGCGAAGCCGAUGCCAGUCACUGCAUACAGCAGAUUCUAGAAAGUGUAAAUCAUUGCCACAUAAAUGGCAUAGUACACAGGGACCUAAAGCCAGAGAAUUUGCUCCUAGCCAGCAAGUUGAAGGGAGCAGCGGUCAAACUGGCAGAUUUUGGCCUGGCCAUUGAAGUGCAGGGAGACCAGCAAGCAUGGUUUGGUUUUGCCGGGACACCAGGGUACCUGUCUCCAGAGGUGCUGAGGAAAGAUCCCUAUGGGAAGCCGGUGGACAUGUGGGCCUGUGGUGUGAUCCUCUACAUCCUACUGGUGGGAUAUCCUCCAUUCUGGGAUGAAGACCAGCACAGACUCUACCAGCAGAUUAAAGCUGGGGCUUAUGAUUUCCCUUCUCCAGAGUGGGACACAGUGACUCCAGAGGCCAAAGACCUGAUCAACAAGAUGUUGACCAUUAAUCCAGCCAAGAGAGUGACUGCAACAGAUGCACUCAAACACCCCUGGAUCUGUCAACGCUCCACUGUGGCGUCCAUGAUGCACAGACAGGAGACUGUGGAGUGCCUGAAGAAAUUCAACGCUAGAAGGAAACUCAAGGGUGCUAUCCUGACCACAAUGCUCGCCACUCGCAACUUCUCAGCCAAGAGCCUGCUGAACAAAAAACCGGAUGGUGUCAAAAUCAACAACAAGGCCAAUGUGGUCACCAGCCCCAAAGAGCCUGUCCCCACUCCUUCUCUGGAGCCUCAAACCACUGUUAUCCACAACCCUGCUGAUGGAAACAAGGAGUCCAGCGAGAGUGCCAACACUACCAUUGAGGACGAGGACGUGAGAGCUCGUAAGCAGGAGAUCAUCAAAGUCACCGAGCAGCUGAUCGAGGCCAUCAACAACGGAGACUUUGAGGCCUACACGAAGAUAUGUGAUCCCGGCCUCACGUCCUUUGAGCCUGAGGCUUUGGGCAACUUGGUUGAGGGCACCGACUUCCACCGCUUCUACUUUGAGAACGCUCUGUCUAAGGGGAAGCAGCCCAUCCACACCAUCCUGCUCAACCCCCACGUGCACCUGAUCGGAGACGAGGCCGCCUGCAUCGCCUACAUCCGCCUCACCCAGUACAUCGACGGCAACGGCCUGCCUCGCACCAUGCAGUCAGAGGAGACCCGCAUAUGGCACCGCCGCGACAGCAAGUGGCAGAACAUCCACUUCCACCGCUCCGGCUCGCCCACCGUCCCCACCAAUUGAGAGGACGACCUCCGACUCCAAACACCCUCCAGCCUACAGCUGUCAGCUGACCAGACCCCGCCCACCAAGUGUCCAUAAAAUCCCCCUCAGCCAAUCCCUGCCCAUGAUGAUAGCUAGAGCUCCGCCCUCUCAGUGUGUUGUUUACAUAUUGUCGCUGCUGGACUGAAUUACUGUAAAUGUAAAAGAAAAACAAAACGAGGGAGGAAAAAGUUCAAGUCUUGACAAUAUCAUUUUGUAGUGAGAGUGUGUGGUGACAUCAACAUCUGCAGCAUGUUUUAUUACUCUGAGGUUUUUUUGUUUUGUUUUUUUUUUUUUAGAUCCAGUAUGUUUUAAAUAGAAGCUGUUUUCAGAUGGAGGAGCCAGUUGUUCCAGUUAAUUAAUUUUUAAUGGGCUGGUGAAAUAUGUGAAACCUUCCAGUCAUCAUGUAGUGAGAGUUUUUCAUUUGAAUAUUGCACAUAUUGAGGACUCAUGAGCUAUUGUGAUGUUUCUGCCUUUCGGCACAAUGACCAAUAUAUCACAUAUCUGCUUUUUACUCAUGUAUCUUUUCAGACUUGGCAUCUAUAAAAGCUCAGACACAAGCUUGCUUUAGUUUCGGUGACGUAGAGGUUUUGGUAAUUGAUGUAAAUUGCUCUCUUUGCUUAAUCUUCAUCAGUAAUCCAUAUGAGCUGAGUUGGCUAAUUUUACAAAAAUCAGUUUUCUUGUUUGCCGUUGGCACUAAGUAUGUUUACUAGGAAUUUUAACUACAUGUUUAAAAGGGAAAAUCAAUUUAAACAUAAUGUUGUGUGUGUGUGUGUGUGUGUGGACUUUCAUCAUCAUCAUCAUCAUCAUCACAGAACAACAUGUGAGAAGAUAGAAUGUAAACUACAGAGACAUUCAGGCCAUUCUGCAGUCAGAUCAUAUUUUCAUACAGUAAGUCAGGAGCUGAUUCUGUGAAUUUUAUCAGUUGUUCUAUUUUGUUUUGUUUACUUUUUAUAUUGUGAUUAUUGAUGCAGUAGCUCGUCCCUUUAUCACAUCAUUAUUACUCUCCUGUCGGCCCUUUUAACCCUUCAUUGAGUCUUUAUUGGUGAUUCCCUCCUUUUAUUCUAUGUUAGACUGGUGUGCACCGAUCAUUUACCACACCAUGUUUCACACUGGACUAGACUAAAGUAGAAUCAUGACACUGACAUGAAUGCCAACUUCAGCUGAAACAUUUGGUCCAGGAAGUAAAAGUUCCAUUCACGAUUCCCACAAUUGUCACUGUUAUAUCACCGCUCUUGUGAUUUUAAUUUAGAACCACUGUUAAAUCAGGGGGACAGGAGAUAGUCGGCACUCGCAGCAGUGUAAACAAUGAAUAUUUUAAAACACUUCACAGUUUUCUAAAAUUUCUAUAGAAAAACUAAAUUCCAGAAGAGAAUCACAGGGAGAUCACGUUCACAGAUAAAGUCACAGGGGCUCACGUUUUUUUUUUUUUUCAAGAAUGGUGAGAUCUUUUUUUUUCUUGCGUUGGUGUGUUUAGUCAUGCUGUCACUGAAUUGUUCAGAAAACAGUUAAAUCACAUUUGUUCCACAAUCAUCACACUUUGUUUUUAUCUUUCUAAGAAGCUUUGAAAUCCCUGAAGGGACUCUGGUAUAUAAUGUUACUAUUAUGGGACAAGUCUGAUGUAUGUUUAAGAAAUAUCAAAUAAAGUGUGUGAUUUAUGCCAAA